AUGCGGUACCGUGAUUUUUCAUCCCGCGCAGAUGUAUUCUCCUCUCUCACCUUAGUUGGAGAGACAAGUAUUAAGGAGUAUACUACCUCUACCAGCAAUAUUGUUGGACGUUUGGUGAAAUUGGCGUUUGGUGGUGUUGGAUACGGGUGCGGUGUUCUCACAGUAGACCCCGUCGAAAGGAAAUGCUGGAAGCUGAAGAGGUAA
Molecule: messenger RNA, 204 nt
Organism: Microthlaspi erraticum
Lineage: Eukaryota; Viridiplantae; Streptophyta; Magnoliopsida; Brassicales; Brassicaceae
Source: the annotation of a GenBank genome assembly